This is a messenger RNA of Schistocerca gregaria, 3778 nucleotides long. RefSeq names its product trafficking protein particle complex subunit 11-like. The record is from RefSeq and is a predicted model, not a curated record. Gene Ontology annotation, molecular function: protein binding. Bases 63 to 3686 code for a protein of 1207 amino acids. The transcript is spliced from 4 exons. Lineage: Eukaryota; Metazoa; Arthropoda; Insecta; Orthoptera; Acrididae.
AUAUUCUAUUAUGAUAGCCAACCGGUGGUUGUGUCUUGCGGUUUGCAUCCAUUCACACUGACAUGGACGGGUAUCCGUCUGAGAUUCGGUAUAGAUUUACUCCUCUCGUUGCGCUUCUGGGAGCGAGCAUAGAGCUCCUCUCUAUUAUCAAGCAAAACCUAUCGUACCAGCUUCUGGAAAAUGCCACCAAGGUGCCUUCCUUUCGGUUCAUCCUCUCCGAGCACUCCAAUUUUAGCGUGACGCCCAGGAAAAAGGAGAAAAUUUUUAACUAUCCACCGAGGGGCAUUUUCUCGUACGUUUGGCUCUUUCGCGUCUGCUACGAAAUUCCGUCCGCCAUCGUGUUCGUCGUCGACUGGGACUGCCCGGAUUGGAAAACGAAGGAGUACGAGUACCUGGAAAAUCUCGAGUCAAUAAGUUUGAACGCCAAAUCCAGGAACAUACAGGUUGUCCUGUUGAUAUUCAAAACAGGCGGUUCAGCCGCGGCGAGCGAGAGGCUGUCCGCGUUCAAGCGCAGGUCCGGAAUUGACGCCAAGAACGUCGUCUUCUUUCCGGUCGAGGAGGUGCCCGCCUCGAUAAAGACUUUCGAGGCGGUGCUCAGACGGGCGUCCGACGAGCACUACUUCGAAGAGAUUAGGUUCGUCAAGAAGCACAAGGAGAAGGUCACCAAGUCCAGCCAGAUAAAGUUGUUUAUUCGGCACCACGUCAAGGUCGCCUUCUACUUCGAGCUGAGGUCCAACAUUCAGGCGGCCAUUAGGUACUACGCCUCCGCCUACAACAACUUGCUCGAGGUCAAGAAGGUGUGGAAGGACUUCGAGGAGGUGAAGGCGCUUGCCGAGAUAAUAGUUUUCAAGUUGUGCUAUCACUACCUGGCGCUAAAGAACGUGGAUCGCGCCAUAUCUCAGUUUCACCAGCACAUCAAUUAUUACAGGUUGUUGGUGGGCGACCCCGAGUACGAGUUCCGCCACUUCGCGUGGUUGGCGAGGCAAUAUCGAAUUUUCAGCGAGUUGUUGCAGACGUUUUACCACUCGAACGACGCCGUUCAGUCGAACUUCAGUUGUUCGCUCGGGUCCACUUGCAGGAGGAUCGAUUGGUCCAACCCCGGCUAUUACUACCAGAUGGCCGCCACGCACCAGAUCGCGAGGCGCGAGUGCGCGCGCGAGCUCUGCGCGCCCCACACGGACAGAGAAGAGGUCGCCGAGCUGCUGAGCUACUUUUCCACACAAGACGAGGACUGUUCCAGCAAUUUCAGACUCAACGAGUACAUAGGUCAGACGAGCGCGCUGUCCAUAUUGGACGUUUCCAAGGUCGACGUCCAGUUGUCUCGCUACGUUGAUUCUCUCAACUCUCGCACCGUCUUCGACCCCUUCGUCGACUGGGACCCCGACCUGCUGUCCCGUCGAGACGGCCUGAUCGCGCGCGGCGUCGACUGCAUCGGCGCACAUUUGAACGACUGGUACCUCGUCGUCAUCGCUCAGGAAAUCCACACGAACCACUCGCAAAUCAUCGUGCGCCUGCUCUCCAAGGCGAGGGACGCGUACCUCGAGAACGAGUCGGGCACCAAGAGAAUUCUGGCGCACUUGUCUUCCAAAAUGGCACACGAGUACUACUUGAUGAAGGACUACCAGAAGAGCAUAGACGUCAACCAACAGGUCAUUCACAUAUACCGCCAGGACCGAUGGACGGAACUGCUCAUGCCGGCCCUGCGAGAGCGUCUCGAAUGCUCCAAGCGCCUGGAAAAAUGGGAAGACUUCUUCCGUUACGGCGUGGAGCUCUUGUCUUGCGGGUGCCAGCAAUCCUUCGCGUCCGAAAAAGCAGCGACCCUGUCCUCGCUCUUGGACGUGCUGUUCAAUCUGCAGCCGCUGUCCGCGCCCCUCGUCCACUCCCAAGCGAAGGACGAACCGAAGAACGAGCUGCUCAAGUGUCGAGUCUAUUUCGAUCAAAGAAAAGCCUUCAUCGGGACGGACGUCAAACUCCACGUCGAAGUCAAAAGCUGCUUCCCUUCAGACGUCCGCUUCUCCUCGCUCGCUCUGGCUUUCAACGACCCUCAGUACGACGUCACCCUAAUCGACGACGAGGCGAUUCCCAAUCGCGAAACGCCAACCGACAAACCGGAAACGCGCGACCACCUCCUCUUUUCCCCCGACUCUUCCAAAACCUACACCUUCACCUUCCAAUUCGCUAACGUCUCCAGAAUAGAAUGCACCUCUCUAACUCUAACCCUCGGCCAACCCCCCUCCUCCAUCGACUUCCUUCAUCCCAUCUCUCACUCCCCAGACCACAACCGCCGCUCUCGCUCCCGACAAAAAAAGGAACCGUGGCACGACCACCAACCCAUCAUCGACAUACACGCACGCAACCCGGAAAUCAGCCUCUCCGUCGAACUCCAAGAACCCGCGUUUCUGAGCGAACACUUCCCCCUCAAGGUCUCCGUCAAAAACCAAACCACCUCCCCCAUCACCGUAAACCUCUCCAUCUACCCCGACUCCCUCCUAGACCGCUCCAAAACCUCGUCCAAAUACCUUAUCACACACGCCCCCGACCUCGACUCUCGCUCUCACCAAAAAAAAUCAAUGCCCUUCUACGGCUCCGGCGGCACCUCCACCCCCUCCUCCUACAAAGCCACCCUCGACCCCAUCGACCCCCUCCGCCAAACCGAGUCCAUCAUCUACUUCGUCGCGCCCUGCUACGAAGCCGAGUUCUAUUACGCCCUCAGGAUCUUCUACGAAACCGAAACUCACUCCGACUUCAUCCAAAAAAACUUCCGCAUUCCCGUCAAAACCCCCCUUCAAGUCCACACCCACCUCUACGACCAAUUUCUCAAAAAAAUAGACCUCGCCUCCUCCCCCUCGCCCAAAUACAACCAGACUCACCGCAAGCACAGCACCCCCACCGCCCCAGUCGACGCGAGCGACCUCUCGACUUCCAGCUUGUCUCAAUCCGCCACCACUUCAAACGCCCUCAUCACUGUUCCACAAAACUCUCAACUCUUCCUGGUCACCGAAAUCAAAACUCUGACCCGCUGUCCUAUCAACCUCGUCCGCCUCAAACUCACCCACCGCUCCGACCAACCCGUCCUAAUCACCCCUCUCUCCCAACGCACCAGCUCACCCUCCACCGAGGACCACGCCGUCUACCUCGACCUAGCCAACCCCCCCACCUGCCAAAACGCCACCCACUCCGCCUGCCUCUCCCUCUGCACUCUCCCAGACGUCCAAGUAAACAACUUCUCGAGCACCCUCGAAAUCCAUUGGACCCGCACUUACCCCUUCCACACAACUCCCAGAACCGUCACCUACACCUCCCCCGGACCCAACCUCAAAACGGAACCCUCGCCCUUCGUGACGCGCGUCGAAACCUCGUCCAGCGGCACUGUAGGACGCCCCAUAGAACACCGCAUCCACCUCACCAACCAAACCAACGGUAUCUUGUCGGUCUACACUCAACUAAUCGAGUCCCCGGGCUUCGCCGUCGCCGGCGAAAAAACCAUCAAGCACUUCGUCAACGCCCGCAACACUAUCACGAUCGACCACAACUUGAUUCCUCUAAAAUCUGGAAUUCUGCCGUUCCCAACCUUCAAACUCACUAAUCUAACUAACCUGCCGCGAGACUCCUCCGACCUCUAUUCUGUGGAAGUCACUCACUCUAGCAUCUACGUCGCCCCUAGCGAGUCACCCUCUAUCUCAUAAAAAUCAAAAAAAAAAUUUAUACACAGAGGACACACGAUAUUCGCGUUAAAUUGUAAAAUAAAAAUUCCCGUGUAACACCGCCUCAUCCUCCC